CCCCAAACUAACACACGAAUAGCUCUCUCCACCAGCCUGGUACUGGUCCUUCUCCUGGCUGAGGAUUCAGCACUUUGUUAAACACACACAGAGGCCAGAUCCCCACACCAGCCACCCGACAGAGACCCAACACCCAUCACUGAGGCCCGGCUGUUCACACUCACCUCCAGAAGAUGAUGCUGCACGUAACUAUCCUGGCAGUGGUCCUGUUGGGAUCGUGUUGGGCGGCCCCACCGCUUGACGUGAACCCUGCAGAUUUAGACCUGGAGAACUACGAUGUGGACUCAGAUACGUGGGAUCUGAACAUCCACGGAGAAACGUAUGACUAUGAUGACCUGAACGAGGAGAUUGAGGUCGACACUGUAGCUCCUCCCCCUGCUGUCACUCAACCACCUCCUGUGAUCAUUCCUGAGGACUACACAGAAGAAGUGACCCUCCCACCACGGACCACCAACCCUCAGGUCCCGCCCACCCUGGACUUCCUGGGCCCGGGCCUGUUCGGCCCCGAGACCGGGCUGGGGAUGCCCGUGUGUCUGCUGUGUGUUUGCAUCAGUGGAAGUGUGUACUGCGACGAGUCCGACCUAACCACGAUCCCCCCUCUGCCCAAAAAAACCACACACUUCUAUGCCCGCUUCAACAAAAUCACAGAGGUCAAGCCCAAGGACUUUCUCAACCAGAAUGAGCUGAAGCGGAUUGAUCUCACUGGGAAUCAGAUCACGUCGCUGGCGGAGGACGCCUUCAGAUCUCUCCCGCAGCUCCAGGACCUGCUGCUGGUGGACAACAAAAUCCGGGCUCUUCCCGAGCUGCCAGCCACCAUGCGGCACAUCGACCUCCGCAACAACCGGCUGCAGAGCGCCGGCAUGCACCGGGAGGCCUUUAAGGAAAUGAAAGAGCUGCAGUUCCUGUACCUGUCCGACAACCAGUUAGACUACAUCCCGGGCCCGCUGCCCGACAGUCUACGAGUUCUUCACCUACAGAACAACAACAUCCAGAGCCUGAACCAGGACACCUUCUGCAACAGCCACGACAUGAACUACGUCCGCAAGGCCCUGGAGGACAUCCGGCUGGACGGAAACCCUGUAGACAUCAACCAGUACGCCCAGGCCUACGUGUGCCUCCCGCGGCUGCCCGUAGGGACCCCGCGCUGAGCAGGGGUCUUAUUAUUAGUCCAGCCCCGGAGGAGACAACUGAUGUUUUGAUGUCUCUCUCUAUAAUUUACCUAGAAUUUUUUAAAUGAUCACUACAGUUUGCUUUCUGGAUUGUUAUAACUCCAUUAUUACAUAAUGCCAGUUUUUAGCUGCUACUUCUGUUCUUAAAAGCUCUGGAAAAAUCAGUUUCUCUGAUUUUGCUAUUUAUAGGUAUAUGUUUGAGAAAAAUGAACAUUGUUGUUUUAUUCUAUAAACUACAGACAACAUUUCUCCCAAAUUUCAAAUAAAAAUAUCGUCAUUUACAGCAUUUAUUUGCAGAAAAUCCAAAAUGGUUGAAAUAUAUAUAUAUAAAAAAAAGAUGCAGAGCUUUCAGACUUCAAAUAAUGCAAAGAAAACAAGUUCAUAAUGUAAAGUUUUAAGGGUUCAGAAAUCAUGUUUUUGGUGGAAUAACCCUGUUUUUAAUCACAGUUUAAUGCAUCUUGGCAUGUUCUCCUCCACCAGUCUUACACACUGCUUUUGGAUAACCUCAUGCUUUACACUCCUGGUGCCAAAAUUCAAGCAGUUCACACAGCUUGGUUUGAUGGCUUGUGAUCUUUCAGCUUCCUCUUGAUUGUUAUAUUCCAGAGGUUUUCAAUUUGGAGCAAUUGGAACCCACCUGGCCCUUGUUCCACCUGUGAGUCCCAUAUGAGCAUCUUAGCUGGGAAAAUUCAUGUCCAUGUUGGCUCCAUGUAUGGACUCUCAUUGGGAUCAACGAUGGGACCAGAAGGGGUUACUAAAUAUUGGGCCACAUCAGGGUUUUACACUCCAUAUGAUGCCUAGAUUGGACCCUUGGAGCAAUUGGAACCCACCUUACCCAUGUGAGCCCCCUAAGAGUGUGUUUGCUGAGGAUUUGCUGCUAUUGGUUCUAAUUUUCCUGUAUUUCUAAACUCAGAAACUGGUCAAUUUGCUCCACAACAGCAUGUUUAAGUGGAAUAUAAGAGGUGGGACCACCAACAACACGUUUUCUAUCCAAUCAAAGAAGGAGAAGACAGGGUUUCUCCAGCUCUGCAACUCCUCUUGCUCUACUACAGUCCCCCCACUAGAUGGUGAUCAGCUCCCAGUGUUGGAAUGUGUCCUUCAGUCAGUCUUCUUCACACAUGCAAUCUAUCAGGAGCCCACCUACCAUAUAUUUACAUAUUUAAACACAGACCUGUCAUAAAGUGUGCUAUUAAGACUUCUUUAUAAUUGGCCUACAGCCCAAUUCUGCCUCGUACAAGACUCCUCUAAACCGAAUCGCUAAAAACCAAGCACUAAGAGUCGACUCCCUGUUCAGAUGGCAUGUAUAUAGCGACAGCUCAGCUAUAGCAUCUAUUUAUAAUAACUGGAUUGGUUGAUGUAGCGCAGGUGGAUGCAGGGGUUACUUAGCAACUCUCAAAUAUUUAUAGUUUGACAUUUACACAUGCGCACUGCCUAACCAUGAAUGCACACGUUUUCCUUCUCAGCGGGAGUCUGGAUCUGUAAUCAUGCUGUAAUGCAUAAAGCUCUGCAGUGUUAAUAAAGAGUUCACGAUCGUCCAAAAA
Molecule: messenger RNA, 2707 nt
Organism: Astyanax mexicanus (Mexican tetra)
Lineage: Eukaryota; Metazoa; Chordata; Actinopteri; Characiformes; Acestrorhamphidae
Gene: optc
Product: opticin
Exons: 7
Coding region: 174-1148 (324 amino acids)
Molecular function (GO): protein binding
Source: RefSeq, a predicted model, not a curated record